Aureobasidium pullulans EXF-150 is the source of this 981-nucleotide messenger RNA. RefSeq lists its product as uncharacterized. The transcript has a single exon. The record is from RefSeq and is a predicted model, not a curated record. Bases 1 to 981 code for a protein of 326 amino acids. Lineage: Eukaryota; Fungi; Ascomycota; Dothideomycetes; Dothideales; Saccotheciaceae.
AUGCCCCGACCCGUCGCUGGUCUCGAAGCACGCAAAGACGACAUCCGACACUGGAUCGUCAACGAUGGUCUGAAGGUGCUUCAAGUCAUCGCCAAACUCAAGCAUGAACACAACGUCGUCUGUCAAAAGCGCACCCUCGAACGCAACCUCAAGACAUGGGGCAUCUCCAAACGCUCUCACCUGGACAAGGCUGCUCUGCAACAAGAGUUGACCAGACUAUUCCGUGGUCCUCACCAGACGGAUGGCGACAUCUGCAAGCUCCUCAACGAAGCCGGCCAUGUCGUCAACGUCCGGACCGUCAUGGAGACGAGGAAGAAGCUCGGCCUACACAAGCGCAUUCGACCAGAGACAAACGAGGAGGACCUGCAAAACAAAAUCAGGCACUUGCUCGAAGAAGAGUAUCAGGACGAAGCCGUCGUGAAGAUGCAACGCUCCGAGCUGUACACGUAUCUGCGCCACAAGUAUCCCGAACACGACAUUAUAGGAAGAGACCGAGUGUACAACAUUGCCCGUGAAAUGAAUCCCCAUCUCAAGCGUCGCUACCCCAAAGGCCACCCGCUCUACCAGAAUCGCCCAUACAAGCUGUCGGGAAAGAGGUUGGCCGCCAAACUUGCCGCCGAUGCCGCCGCAGCACAACCUCUUGACAGUCCUGUACCCGACGAGCCUCACGGACUGCCUCCGAUCAACGACUCUGAUGCAUCUCCGCCACCUCUUUACCAGGAUGCCAUGAACGACCAAGCUUCCAUGACGCGAAGUCAGCCUUACAACUCCAUCUACACUUCUCCUAUCCACGUACCUCCGCCAACGACUCCGCACAUGCUGGACCCAAUCCUCCGAGUCGAAUCACUGGAACAAGAGAAUAGCGUGCUACAGGAAAGACUGCAACGACAAGAUGCCGAAAUACAGCACAUGCGCCAAGCAUACCAUGACCUGAUGGCAAGACUCGACUCUGCCAAGCCAGACAAUCACUACCCUACCUGA